Messenger RNA from Tricharina praecox, 216 nucleotides. RefSeq lists its product as uncharacterized. The transcript has a single exon. Lineage: Eukaryota; Fungi; Ascomycota; Pezizomycetes; Pezizales; Pyronemataceae. Bases 1 to 216 code for a protein of 71 amino acids. The record is from RefSeq and is a predicted model, not a curated record.
AUGACCUUAAUCUUUUCUUUGUUCCCGAGUGCGGUGAUUGACUGGUUCGUUUGUUGGCUGGGUUGGCUCCGUGUGCACUGUGCACUGUGGAAUCGACGAUGCCUUUGCCUUUGCCCUUUAUCCAGAACGAAACGUGAAGGGAAGGGGAACGGGGUGAAUUGUGACGUUUGUGAAUAUCUACUCCGUACACUGUGUUUCCGAUCCAGUUGUAGGUAG